GAAAAGGAUUUUUUAUUUUUAUAUUGAGAAAUGCGUAAAGGAAAAAAAGAAGAAGAAGGAAAGAAUUUCAAACGGAAGCGCUGGUUUUGGGAAAACGUUUUGUUUUCUUUAGAUAGAUUAGAUUUAAAUUAAUUUGUUUGGGGGAAAAUACUAAAAAGUCAUCGCCACUCCCAACAAAGUUUUAACCAAAUGAAACCCUAAUCUCACUUAUCUAAGCUAGCGGCCGCCUCUCCUCCUCUCUUCUUCCCUUCUAUCUCGUCUCUACUCUUCUCUCUGGAAACCAACGAAACAGAGAAAGAAAAAUCGUACCAUCCUUUUAAUCUCAUACCUUUUCGUCAGCCUCCCCGAUCUCUCACUCAAUCUACCGUAUUCCUCUCUCUUUCUUUUGGAAAUCGAUGAGAAGGAACAAAAUGGAAGGCAACGGUGUCGAGGAUGACGACGGAGAUCGACAACGGCAGAGGUGACCAUGAAGGCGCCGGAGGUUGAAAGUCAGUCUUGUCUCCAAUUGCAUGUUGAUUUUAGGGGAUUUCCUACGAUUUUUGGUUCCAUUUAGGGAUUCUGAUCUGCCUCUUGUUUUUUUGUUUAUGGUUUGUGAGAGGGGAAGAAAGGGAGCCACCGCCGGCAACCUCAGAUUUCGUCGGGGGCGCCGACAAAGCAGAAGGGGGUUAGAAACUCUUUUGGUUAUUCAGAUUCGACGCAAUCGAUUUGGUAAAGUUCUUCCUUCAUUGCCUUUGAAUUUUUUUUGUUGCUCUCAAUUUCCCUUCCUUCUCUGUCGCCAUGGAUCCAUCUCUUUCCGACUAAUUAUCGGCACCUCAAGUUCCCCAGUUAAUUGUCGGCACCUCAAGUUCCCCACGCAAUCGAUUUGGCGCCACAAGAUGAAUCUCGAUGAAGAUGAUUUGAUCGAGGAUAGGGUGGUGGUUGGCCAUUGAAGAAGGAGAAAGAAAUCGCAAAUGGCAGCGGCAGUGGAUGGGAGAGGAAGGGACAGAGUUAUGUUCUUUUUUUAUUAAUAAUGUGUUCUGAUUUUGUUAAUAAAUGUAUAUAGUAAGUUGUGAACAAUAAUUGCAAUUGAAUAAUAUUUUGUUGAUUUUUUAAUAUAUGAUCAUUUAUUUUGUUGUUGGGAAA
Molecule: messenger RNA, 1122 nt
Organism: Linum tenue
Lineage: Eukaryota; Viridiplantae; Streptophyta; Magnoliopsida; Malpighiales; Linaceae
Source: the annotation of a GenBank genome assembly